CCGCAUCAGUAAAAAGACGAGAUGUAAGCAGUUAUCGUGAUCGUCAUGGAAAUAUAUCACAAAAUGUAUUAGCUGCUUGUAACUUUGAUUUGGAAUUCAUGUACGUUCUUAGCGGGUGGGAGGGUUCAGCACAUGAUUCCAAGGUGUUAAGUGAUGCUUUGGCAAGGAAGAAUGGACUUAAAGUGCCCCAAGGUAAGUAUUAUCUAGUGGAUUGUGGAUUUCCUAAUCGACGUAAAUUUUUAGCCCCAUAUCGAGGUGUACGGUAUCAUCUACAAGAUUUUGCAGGUCACGGUAAUGACCCUGAAAAUGAAAAGGAAUUAUUUAAUCUUCGGCAUGCAUCCUUAAGGAAUGUGAUUGAGAGGAUAUUUGGUAUUUUUAAAUCGCGGUUCACAAUUUUUAAGUCAGCACCUCCAUUUCUAUUUAAAAUACAAGCAGAACUUGUGUUGGCAUGUGCAGCAUUUCAUAAUUUUCUUCGCAAAGAAUGUCGUUCUGAUGAAUUUCCAGUGGAACCUACUGACGAGUCUUCAUCUUCAUCUUUAGUGUUACCAAAUUACGAAGACAAUGAUCAUGAACCCAUUGUUCAAACACAAGAGCAGGAACGAGAAGAUGCUAAUAUAUGGAGGACUAAUAUAGGUUCAGAUAUGUGGAGAAAUGCUAAUAAUUAGGCGAACAUGAAGUGAGAAUCACUUUGUUAUUAUUUUUUUAGGCAAUAAUGACUUUGUUAUUAAAAGGUUUAAAAUUUCUAUCGUUUUUAUUUUCUUUAUUCAAACAUUAUAAUUUAU
Messenger RNA from Glycine soja, 782 nucleotides. RefSeq lists its product as uncharacterized. The transcript has a single exon. The coding region runs from base 99 to 665 and encodes 188 amino acids. The record is from RefSeq and is a predicted model, not a curated record. NCBI's taxonomy places the organism in Eukaryota, Viridiplantae, Streptophyta, Magnoliopsida, Fabales, Fabaceae.